This is a messenger RNA of Chiloscyllium plagiosum (whitespotted bambooshark), 2174 nucleotides long. It is a transcript of the gene gbx2, whose product is annotated as gastrulation brain homeobox 2. Gene Ontology annotation, cellular component: nucleus. Gene Ontology annotation, molecular function: DNA-binding transcription factor activity, RNA polymerase II-specific; RNA polymerase II transcription regulatory region sequence-specific DNA binding. The record is from RefSeq and is a predicted model, not a curated record. NCBI's taxonomy places the organism in Eukaryota, Metazoa, Chordata, Chondrichthyes, Orectolobiformes, Hemiscylliidae. Gene Ontology annotation, biological process: regulation of nervous system development; regulation of transcription by RNA polymerase II.
GGCGAGCGGGAUUUGUAGCUGGCUCCCUUGGCCGGGAGGUAACCUCCUUGAAGUCGAGUCCCUGUCCCCAGCGUAGUGAGCCCAACACUCUUCACCCCCCCCUCCCUCCUCUUCCUCUCUCCCUCACUCUGUACUCCAACCUGCGACCCACUCGGACUGAAAGAGUGAUGCUGUCCAGAGGAAAUCGACCCCUCACUCUACCAGCAGGGAAUUGAGUUGUAGCAGGGGUUGGCAGAAUUUCUUGCAUUCCCCCCUACACUCUCUCCCUCUUCCCCCCUCCCCCCCUUUCUUUUUCCUUCCCACGACCCUUCUCUGAGCCAGUACCCAGCUCCGAGGGCUUUUUUUGUAUGUCUGCCGACUCCAGCCCGCUCACUGUAAUGCAGAGGCCACUGGGGACCAGUACCGCUUUCAGCAUAGACUCACUGAUAGGCAGCAACCCUGCUCCCAGCGCCGGGCACUUCGUCUACACCGGCUACCCCAUGUUCAUGCCUUACCGCCCGGUGGUGCUCCCACCGCCGCCCGCUGCUCUCGCCCAGCCGUCCCUGCAGCACAGUCUGCACGCCGUGCCCCACGGCCAGUCCACUCACCCUCACCCUCACUCCCACCCCGUCAGCAACCUCGCCGGCUCACUGGCCAACGGCUUCUGCACCAGCCUGGGCCAGGGCAUGGCCGUCACUACACUGAUGGCCACUCUGCCGGGCACCGGGGAAGGCAGCCGCAGUUUCCCCUCCGGUCAGCAGCACCAGGAGCCGGCCGCUCGGAAAUUCCUGCAAGCCGCCCUGGGCAGCCCGGACAAGGUGGAAGGCGGCCGGCAGCAGGACGGGGAGGAAGCCAAAGCAUUCCUGUGCAAAGACAGCUCGGCUGUCUCCUUCCCUGUGGCCGAGACGGUGCACGCAGUGAUCGGUGCUGUCACCUCCGGCAGGGCGCCAGGGAAGGACGAUUUGAAAGCAGCGGAUGACGACUGCCGGAGUAAGGAGGAGAGCUUCUCGAUGGACAGUGAUCUCGACUACAGCUCGGACGAGAACGGCGCGGCGCCGGCGCUGCACAAGAGCGAGGACGCGUGCCCGGGUCUGGGAGAGGAGAGCACGCAGGGCCACACCGCGGGCCCGACCAACCCCGCGGCCAACACCGGCGGCAGCAGCAAGAACAGAAGGAGACGGACGGCUUUCACCAGCGAGCAACUCCUGGAGCUGGAGAAAGAGUUCCACUGCAAGAAGUACCUGUCCCUCACCGAGAGGUCCCAGAUCGCCCACUCCCUCAAACUCAGCGAGGUGCAGGUGAAAAUCUGGUUCCAGAACAGGCGGGCAAAGUGGAAACGGGUGAAAGCCGGCAAUGCCAACUCCAAAUCCGGGGAACCCUCCAGGAAUCCCAAGAUUGUCGUCCCCAUACCCGUGCACGUCAGUAGGUUUGCCAUCAGAAGUCAGCACCAACAGUUGGAACAACCCAGACCUUAAAACAAAAGGGGGAAAGAGAGAGAAAAAAACUAACUUUCAAACACUUUACAAGACUUCUUUUGAAAAAAAAAUACGCACCACACGCACAUACAAAGGACAAAACGAUUUCUUUUUUUCUCUGAGAAUCGAAAACUUGCCAAUGGACAGACUCCCCUAUUUAUUAUAAAUGAUUAAGUAUACUCUGUUUGUAUAUAAGUACUGAGAGAGAGAAAAAUACAUCAGCUAUAUACAGUAUUUUGACUGUUUUUUUUGUGGACCAAAACUUGUACAGUGAGAAUUGCACAACAUUUUGGAGAGAAGGGACCUCCAUAACAGCACCAUUUAGCUCAACUCAAAACAUUGCUCUCUCAUUGUUCCAUCAAAUGCCAAAAGGUAAAUUUCCGUAAAAUAUUGCUAUUUAAUACUUGUUUUUUUUAAAGGAAGCAAAAAUCUGUAACCGCAGACCUUUCCAUUCUGAUAGAUCUUUGUGUGGGUUUUUUUUUACAAUUCUAUAUAAUACUUUUUCUGUUCGUUCCUGACAGCAUUUGCUUUUCAAAUAGCGGUUCCAGUUUUAAACGAGAAACGUGUGUGUAUAUGUAUAUAUGUAUAAGACGGAUGGUGUUAAUUUAUUUUACAUUUUGUCUUUUGGGGGAAAAAUGUAGCACAUUUCUUAUAAAUGAUGAAAAUACUCCAAAAAAAAAUCACGUAAAAUAUAACAGUUGUGUAAUAAAUUCGAGCGGC